Messenger RNA from Aspergillus pseudotamarii, 579 nucleotides. RefSeq lists its product as uncharacterized. NCBI's taxonomy places the organism in Eukaryota, Fungi, Ascomycota, Eurotiomycetes, Eurotiales, Aspergillaceae. The coding region runs from base 1 to 579 and encodes 192 amino acids. The transcript is spliced from 3 exons. The record is from RefSeq and is a predicted model, not a curated record.
AUGGCCACUCAAUCACCCAAAGAAAAAGCGGAAUACCUAGUCAGUUCACUCGAACAGCACGGCCAAGGUGACUACAUAGGCGAAUCAAUCAGCCAACUAGAACACUGUCUCCAAGCAGCCCACAAUGCACAGAAAUCCGGGGCAAGAAAUGAGCUCAUCAUCGCAGCUCUCCUCCACGACAUCGGCCAAAUCAUUCCCCUUGAAUCCACCAAAGAGGUACGGAUGAAUCUAAAGAACAGCGCUGAAAACGUCGGUCGCGUAGGCCAUGAGAGAAUCGGGUCAGAAUUCUUGCGCUCCCUGGGAUUUAACCCGAGUGUAUGUCAAUACCUCACGGCGGUCAAUGGGUCGUAUUAUGAUUCCCUAUCAUCGGCUUCUAAGAAAUCGCUCGAGUUUCAGGGGGGGCCAUUUAAGGGAGCAGAGCUCGCCACUUUUGACCAGGAUCCGCUGCGUGAUGACAUGGUCGCACUGCGGCUUUGGGACGAUGCUGCUAAGGUCCCAGGAAUUAAGGAUUCCACGCCUCGUGCACGGGAAUAUUUGAGUUUGAUAACGGCGCAUUUGGAGGAACAAGUGGUAGCGUAG